UAGGUUCUUGGUUGCAUUCAAUGGCACAAUAACAUAAGAGUGUUCUUUUGGUGAUCCGUGAUAUGGUCAUCUAUGGUAUAGGUGAACCGUGGUGAAUUUUAGUUGUGUGACAUUAGGCUGCGUUCCGUCGCCGUGUGCGAAGAUGAGCAUGUUUGGUGCUGUUGUUUCGGGACGACUGGUUCAAACUUUUGAGCAGAUUGGGGAAACUCAGUUUAUAACAACAAUCCAUGAUGCAGACCACAUCAACCAUAUUGUUUUGUUCCUGACUGGAACUGUUCCAUUUCCACAGGGCAUGGGAGGUUUAGUUUAUUUUAGUUGGCCUGAUCCAAACGCUCCUCCGACAUGGCAACUAUUAGGUCAUUUAUCAGAGGACAAACCAUCAGCUAUAUUCAAAAUAAGCAACCUGAAGAAGGGAGCUGUUGGCAGCAAUGAUAUGGGACCUAACAUGAAUACAUUUGGUCAACAGUUAUUUUCUCAUAACGCUCAGAUUGGAAUAUCAGUAGAGCCAAUAUUGCACGUGCAACAACAGUCAGCUUUGGUAACAAGCCAGACCACAAGCAAUUUUGUGCUAUUUUGUCAGAAGAUGUUGGAGAACUUCUUGAAUUAUGCUUCUAGUUUUGCUGUUACUCAAGUGCAAAUGACAGCAAAUCCAAAUGAAACAUUUGUUCCACUGUCAGUUCUACAGUCAUGGUACAGUAACUUUGAAAGAAGAUUACAGCAGAGUCCAAAUUUCUGGCGUACUUGAAUGAUGCAUAAUAAUCAAUUUUCCACUGUAUAUUGAUUAUUCUGAGUUUCUUUAAGAUCAGAAUCGGUAAUUACCAUUAGGUAUAAUACUGGAAGAAUUGCAGGUGAAUGUGUUUGUAUCUUAUGUUCUGAAUUUUUUAUUAACUUGUGUGUUUUUGGAAAGUCAUUAAAGUGUAACUUUUUUCACGAUAUGUAAUUAUCAUAUUCAGGCACUUUGGAGAGCUGAUAAAGUAAAAACCUGUUCAAUUAAGUCUGCUGAUGUUCUUCUGUUCUUUAUUAUAAGAGUUUCUCGAAAAAAUCUCAGUUUGUAUCUCAUUAAACGUAACCACUGAUAGCUUAAAAAGGUUGAGGUCUAUUGUCCAUUUGCGUACAGAUUUUAAAGAUGGGCGCCAUUUGGCAGUAUAAUUGGAGAUGGCUAAAAGAUCUAUAAGACGACUCUUCAUCCUGUGUUAACAUUUAUAUAUCAAGUGAGGAAGUUUGCUUAUAUUUAGUAUAAUUUUUAUCACUGAUAUCUGAUGUACAUUUUCAAAUGAAAUUUGUUAUUAAAACAAAAUGUAUAUUAUCUUUGCAUUUAAAACUGCUGAAUACCAGUUUUCGUAAAUAGUGUUUUGAGUUCUCAUAACAUGAGAGUGUCUUCGUGGGGUUUAAUCUCAUUGAAUCUUACAGGCCUUGUUAUGAAAAUGUUGUAAAUUCCUGUUUUUCUUAUUUAUAUUUAAAACUUGUCAUAUAAUAAAUUAAGAAUUUUUCACUCCACUGAGUAAGCCGUGCACUGAUGUUUUAAUUUAUUCGUAUGAUUUUAUUUUAAUGGUGUGGCUAAGUGAAGGCAAUGAUAUACAAUAUGUUACUACGAACUGUACUUGCAUUCUACAGCUUUUAUCUUCAGGGUAGCUGUAUUUGAACAUUAAUGUUGGUACAUUUGUGGUUGUGGUCUAUUCCUUAUGAAGAUGAUAUUGUUCCUACAUUUUCUAAAAUUACAUUUGAAAUUUCUUUCUUUUGUUGUAGUUAAAGGGGGAUCUGGAAGUCUAGAAAUUAUUUUCAAUAGCAGUGAAGUAUCGUGUUUUAGGCAUUUAUCAAUGUCCGGUUAUGGCUUUAUGACCCUGAUUUGAUUGAUCUGUGUUGAGAUUAUUAUUAUUUGUUACUUAUCAGUUCUUUCAAUGUGAUUCUUUGAAUGUGAAAUACAAUUGUUUAUUUUACAGUAAAAUGCAUUUUUCUAUCUUGUGUUGCGAUUCGUUUUAAUUACUGCUGGCCAUGUUUUUCCCUUGUUAUCUGUUUGGUGUUUGGUUAACAAGGGUAUUGCAUCAGUUACUCAUGGAAUGAUUCUGGGUUUGUAUUUUUAUGUAUGGUUUGUUGCUGUGUUUGAGUUGUAAUUUAAAUUUUUGUACAAUUAAGUUUUCAGUCUCCCUUCUAUUGUUGGGUGUUGCAUUGUAAAUUACCGAAGGUUAAAAUAUAAGAAUUACCAUCAGUUAUAGCAUAAACCAGCCUGUAAUGAAGGCUUAGAAGUUAUGUGUUCCAUUCAGUUUUAUGUGUUUAUGCCAUUUUUGUGCCAAAAAAAACAAUUUUCCUUAGUUUCGUACGUUCCGUGCCUGUGGCCUUGAGUCAAGAUGUGUAAGGCAAAUUCAGAAUAUCACUUUUCUAUAUCUGCGGCUGUGAACAUGUUCCUCGUAUCUCGUGAAAAGAGAUCUACCAAUUGAUGUCAGAGGAAUUUUUUUUGACAUAUUUCCCGUCAUUUUGUACAAUGGAAAACAUAAAAAAUGCUCCUCUAACACUUUCCUUUAACAGUACUGGUGUCUGUAAAUUGUCUUCCUUACAUUCCCAUGAAUCUCACAUAUGCCAAUUGGCUGGAGUACCCCAAUUACAAUGGAUAAUGUAAAUGCAGAUAUAUUAAUUUUACUUUUAUCCAUUCUCUGAAUGAAUAAAAUGAAUUUUAUUAUAA
Molecule: messenger RNA, 2677 nt
Organism: Zootermopsis nevadensis
Lineage: Eukaryota; Metazoa; Arthropoda; Insecta; Blattodea; Termopsidae
Product: protein OPI10 homolog
Biological process (GO): protein import into nucleus
Cellular component (GO): nucleus; cytosol
Molecular function (GO): nuclear import signal receptor activity; Hsp70 protein binding
Source: RefSeq, a predicted model, not a curated record